This is a messenger RNA of Racocetra fulgida, 144 nucleotides long. The record is from the annotation of a GenBank genome assembly. Lineage: Eukaryota; Fungi; Glomeromycota; Glomeromycetes; Diversisporales; Gigasporaceae.
CUAAAAAAAUCAAAUUAGAUUACCAAAAACAGAAUAAAGGUAAAUAUACAUAUAAGAAAAGAUCAUUUAAUGAAAAAAUGAAAGAUGCUCCUAAGAAGAAAAGAUUGAAUCAGGUUUCAAAUACUGAGGAAAUUUCAUUAUCCA